Messenger RNA from Aureobasidium subglaciale EXF-2481, 750 nucleotides. RefSeq lists its product as uncharacterized. Lineage: Eukaryota; Fungi; Ascomycota; Dothideomycetes; Dothideales; Saccotheciaceae. Bases 160 to 582 code for a protein of 140 amino acids. The record is from RefSeq and is a predicted model, not a curated record. The transcript is spliced from 2 exons.
UCCGCGCGGGCCUUCAUGUGCUGGCGACACGUCUUUUUGUGUCGCAGCUAAGAAUCAAGGCCCGAACAGAGUGCCACGGAUCACUCUGCACUCGCUUUGCAUCGUUUUCAUUCCAACCCAUUUUCUUGUCUGUUGAUCCUUCUUGGAAUUUCCUGCGUCAUGCAUGGUCGGAGCAUUGCGAAAUCCCACGCGACGGAAAUCAUCUUUUCAUUACCUUUUCACUUGAUACCCCUUGGCGAGACAGCCAAUUUUGAGAUAUCCCCCUUUUUUCCUUUGAUGUAUCUAGAUAGCCUUUUGGCAGGAAGACCCUGCAGAGGACGACGGCAUGUUUAUCAGCAUAAGCCCUACUGCGAUAGGCAGAGUGGCAGCGGAAUUGUUGCGCAGUCAUAUGCAAUCACUUUGAAGUGGGGCGCUUACUGCGCGAAUCCCAUUUGCUCCCAACUUCCUAUCGUCUGUCACCUGCCUCGAGUCACUUUCUACUUCUGCCGGAAUGCCUUUACAAGGAAAUUGAUCAGCUUCGGUCGCCAGCUGGCGUCGUUUCUCCCCUCUCAUUGUGGCAGCGGUACAACAUGCAUGCCAUGACUCGGGACAAAAUGAACGCUUCAUCUCCACGUCCUGCAAAAUGUAUGCAGGCACUGUGUAAAUUCUGGUCUCAUGCGUCUUUCGUUGGUUCUACAACCGCAAGACCAAAUGACACGAAACUCGGCAACAUUUAUUCAUCACAUGUGCUGGAAUCGCGCAUGUCGCUUG